Messenger RNA from Brassica oleracea var. oleracea, 534 nucleotides. RefSeq names its product non-specific lipid-transfer protein 2. Gene Ontology annotation, biological process: lipid transport. The record is from RefSeq and is a predicted model, not a curated record. Bases 68 to 358 code for a protein of 96 amino acids. The transcript has a single exon. Lineage: Eukaryota; Viridiplantae; Streptophyta; Magnoliopsida; Brassicales; Brassicaceae.
CAAAAACCACAAAUACUAGAACACACUUCCAUAAACUCUCAGAACAAACAAAAGAAGAAGAAGAAAAAUGGUGAUGAUCAAGGCCACAUGGGUUUCCAUCUUCGCCAUCGUGGCGGUUCUCCUAGUGAUUCUAGCCCCGGCGGCGGAAGCAGUGACGUGCUCGCCAAUGCAGCUAAGCCCAUGUGCGCAGGCGAUAACGUCGUCUUCUCCACCGUCAGCGUUGUGCUGCGCGAAGCUGAAGGAGCAGAAGCCAUGCCUAUGUGGGUACAUGAGAAACCCUAGCCUCCGUCGCUUUGUCAGCUCUCCUAACGCUCGUAAAGUCUCUAACCGCUGCAAGCUCCCCAUCCCAAGGUGUUGAAAACUCAAAAAGCCAAACAGCGUUUACUAUUUGCGAUCAUCCUUUACGUGUUUCAAUCCUACUUUUGGUGUGUGUGUCUAAGAUUGUUCAUUAUGAUCAUGAAGUAGUAGUUUAAGUAAGUGUUACCCUUGAGAAUAACAAUGUGUGAUGAUGCUUGUAUGCAUCUUAUUUCAACC